UUUUUCCGUGAAGAUAACUCGCACCGGUAGUUUAGAUGGAUGUUUUUGAACCAUGUUGAGACGAUGGUUCCCCUCAGCAUGAAAUUAACAUUUCAGCAUGCUGAUAGCAUCAUGCAAGCAAGGAAUUUCUGUUUUGUAUCCUGCCGCAUCGCCGAGCUAUGCUGCGCCGUGGUAGCUUAAAAUGGCGAGCACGCAAAGGGAUCACUGGUCUCAUGUCUGGUUGCAGUGCUUACUUCUUAGUCUGCUUCUCUGCAGAAAUGUCGUCUUAGCAGAUACCAAUAAGUACUACCACACGUCAACACUGUGUCUGCAUGAGAAUGACCAGGCAAUGUAUAAGAAAGUGGACGGCGCAGUUGUCACCUCUGAGAAUGAAGACGACAUGAGAUGCGUCGUUACUUUCCAGACCGACUCCAUCCUGCAAGCUUUCAUGCUGCGCUUCGACCAUCUUGCCCUCGACUGCAACGAUCAUCUCUACAUCUUUGACGGGGCACAUGAGUAUGGGAAGUACGAAUUUGACCUCUCAUGCCGGAGUACUCGCACUGACGUAGGGACCAUUCUCACGAAAAGCAACUAUGUGACGCUCAAGUACAUCACUGAUAACCGCAGCCAUGCUGGGAACGGAUUCAAACUCAUUAUUACUGCUGUCAAGAAGCCAGGAGCGGGAUGUAAAAACUUCCGAUGCCUCAACGAUUUGUGUAUCUCCUUAAAUUUAACCUGUGAUGGGGUAAAUCAUUGUGGAGAUAAUAGCGAUGAAACUAGUCAAGCACUUUGUGGCGAUGAUGGUUCUACGAAGCAAAUCUUGGGGCUGAACUUCGGGACAUUUGUGUCGCUCGUUCUGGGAAGCUUCCUGAUUUGCUGUGUGUGUGUGGUGGGGGUGAUUGUGUGCGUCUUCCACAAAGAGGCACAGCAAAGGCGUCUAGAAGCAGAAGGGACCCCUCACUCCGUGGUCCUGGGGCAAGGCCGCCCCUACCCUACGGAGCCGCCCUUCAGUGCUCCGCCUUCGCAGCCGGAGGAGAAGCCGCCCCCCUACCCGGGAAACCCGUUCCUGCAGCGCGGCGGGAACCCCAGAGGAGGCGCCUACUAUCGUGCAGAGUGAAGACAUGCAGGCGACCUCAGCCACCCAAGAAGGAAUGGCUCGUAUGACCCUGGCCACAUGUCCUCCCCCUCUCCUCCCCCGAGCAGUGCCGUGUGAACUGACGUGCGUUCGGUGCGCACCCCGACGUGCGUUCGGGCUCCUCUCCGAGCA
Uloborus diversus is the source of this 1246-nucleotide messenger RNA. RefSeq lists its product as uncharacterized. The transcript is spliced from 6 exons. NCBI's taxonomy places the organism in Eukaryota, Metazoa, Arthropoda, Arachnida, Araneae, Uloboridae. Bases 182 to 1096 code for a protein of 304 amino acids. Gene Ontology annotation, molecular function: protein binding. The record is from RefSeq and is a predicted model, not a curated record.